Messenger RNA from Arabidopsis lyrata subsp. lyrata, 1379 nucleotides. RefSeq lists its product as uncharacterized. Gene Ontology annotation, cellular component: snRNA-activating protein complex. Gene Ontology annotation, molecular function: sequence-specific DNA binding. NCBI's taxonomy places the organism in Eukaryota, Viridiplantae, Streptophyta, Magnoliopsida, Brassicales, Brassicaceae. The transcript is spliced from 9 exons. Bases 131 to 1051 code for a protein of 306 amino acids. The record is from RefSeq and is a predicted model, not a curated record. Gene Ontology annotation, biological process: snRNA transcription by RNA polymerase II; snRNA transcription by RNA polymerase III.
CCGACUAUUUCGUUAUCGGCACCGAUUGUGAGUGGAACUUGAACCGAUCGAAUUGGGACUGAUUGGGUUAUGGUUCGUGGUUCGACGGUGUCCUCAGGCUAAAUCUGACACCAAUCUCUUCGUCUCUGGGAUGAAUCUUUCUCUGUUCAAGAAAGAUAUCGAUGAGCUCAUAGACGAGUUUGCAGAGGGUGAUUUGACAACGUUUACUGAUAUGAAGAGCGUUUGGCUAUCCCGAAAGUUUUCUUAUUUAUAUGAUGCUAGUCCUACAAGCAACUUGGCCUUUUUCAUGCAGUCACUAUAUGCACAUACAAUCGGUCACAUGGUUAGUAUUGAUUCUUUUUCACGAAGACUUGGAGGUCUUUACUGUCUCUAUUGCCUUCAUGAGAUCCAACCCUUUAAACCCAAGUUCAGAAUUUAUAUCUCACUUGAAGAGCUCGGGAAAUUUAGGGACCUUGUAGUUGAGGCAGAAGAUAAAGGUGUAGAGAUAGUUGCUGCUGUGGCAAAACAAAUGCUUGAUAAGAACAUGUUUAUCUUUGGAUCUGUGGAGGAAACUUCUGCAACCAUGAAACUUAAUCAAUUAACAGAGCUACAGAACGCACGUGUGCGGUUUGCCUAUGAUAGGUUAAUCUCUGACACUACUAUUGAGCAAUAUAUUCAUUUGGAUAUGGGUAAGGAAGUUAAUCUGAAUUCCCUAGAUGAAAUGUCUAUAGAAUAUGCAGAGGCCAAGAAGCGUGCAAUCGAAGGUUUGCUACUUUCAUAUGAACUGUUUGGGCGCAUAAUUGUUAUUUCUCCUCCCAUCCCAUCUCUGAAAGAGCAAAAUUGUGCAGGAGAAAUAAUGGAGAUUGAGGAUAUAAAGCACAUAUCAGAAGAGAAAGAGUUGAUGGGAGAGAGAAUGGAGAAAAUGAAAGAAGAAUGGGAUUCACAAAGACUUUCAUUUUAUGAACAAACCAAGCUUGAUGGUCUUACUACGACACCGAAACUGUUGAAAGAUGUGGAACAUGAUGAAGAUGAUGGGUUUGAUGAGCUUGAUCGCUUACUUUCUCAAAGCUAGUGUUGCCAUUGCAAUCGCCGUUCAAGGUUGAUGGAUGACCACAAAUGAAAACUCUAUGUAGAUAUGGCAUUUACAGGCAAUAUCAGAGUCAGGUUGUUGGAGAGAGAGCACUACACACAGUCUCAUAAAAUCAAGAGAUCAACAUGUUUGAUUAGGAGAAUUGGUUAGUAAAUUAUGUGUCUAACAAGGGUAUUAAAAAAUCUUAAUUCCGUUUUUCUUACUAAUGGAAAAUAUGUAAUUUGUCAUAUUCUCAAGUAUAGGUGUUCAGAAAUUUGGAAGACGAUCCAUCAAGAGUUAUAAUAUAACCCAAAGAAAUCAUUGAUUAUAA